UUCUCUCUCAUACUCACCCCCUUCACCCGCCUCUCUCUCUUUCCCUCAUCUCUUCUCCCCUCGCCCCGCUUUCCUCUUCUCCUCCUCCGAACGGAUCACCGGCGAGCAGCAGCCCCGGCGACUCCUCUCUCUCCCUCUCGUCUUCCUCUUCUCCUCUUCCCUAGACCCCUCUCUCUUUUCCCAUCCUCUCUUCUUUCAGCGAACUCCAGGCUGCCAGCAGCUCCAACCAGCGACAGCAAGCCUGCAGCUCGGCUAGAGGGCGAUAGCAACAACACCAACUGCUCAAGCUGAGGCUCAAAAUCCUGUGAUUUCGUACCAAACGGAUCUCCUCAGAUCCGUCCAGGGAAGAGUCCAUAUAUCUUGUUGUAGUUACAACAUGGGGAUUGGCCAUGGUGUUGACUCCCUCAUUGUUGUAUUGCUGCUGAGUUCAAUGGUUUCCACUUGUGUUGCUUACCGCCCCGGUGACAUCGUUCCAAUGAGCAAAAUGGGUCAAUACCACUCUUCGAGGACUGUUUGGCAUGAUAUGAUUGGAAAACAUUGUCCCAUUUUCGGGGUUAAUCGGGAGGUGUUGAUACCGAUUCCAAAACCAACUGGUUUUACUGGAGCUGAUCCUUACAAGAUAUCAUUCCAAGUUGGAAGAGAAAAAUAUCACGUGCCAUGGUUGUUUGUGAUUAAUCGGAAGAGUUCUGAGGUUCCAAUGAUUGAUGUGCAUUUGAGGUAUUCUGGAGGUGAUUUGCUUGGUGUUACUGCUAAGGUCAUUGAUAUGCCUCAUCACUAUAUUGAACUUCAUCCUGAUAUAGGCGAACACUUUUGGGAUCCUCAACACUGGCCAAAGCACGUGCUUGCUAGAUAUACAUGGGAAGAGCAGUCGGAGAUAGAUGUGGCGUCGGGAUUUUAUGUUCUCUUUGGAUCAGGAGUAGUGCUUUCCUUCAUCCUGGCUGUCUACACUUUGCAGUCAUCUCGAGAUAAGUUGGAAAAGUUUGUAAGGGAGACUGUUGCUGAGACCAGCAUCCCUGGCGUAGUAGUGGCAAAAGUUGAAUGAUAGAAGUUUUAGUUAUAGAUAACAUUCCGAUUUGAGUUUAGAUGAUGGAACGAUCAGGUGUACAAGUUUACGACAUUUGUUAGGGGAAAAAUUAUAUAGAAGAUAGAUUCUGGAAGUAAUGCUUGAGUUUCCCUUAGCUGUAUUUGUUUUGCCAGAUUUUUGAUAUACACAUUUCAUCACCAAAAGGGUGGCAGAAAAGCAUUAGUUAUACUUUAUUCUAUUUUCUA
Molecule: messenger RNA, 1269 nt
Organism: Solanum lycopersicum (tomato)
Lineage: Eukaryota; Viridiplantae; Streptophyta; Magnoliopsida; Solanales; Solanaceae
Source: RefSeq, a predicted model, not a curated record